AUGGGCAGCCCGGAUGAAAACGGAAGGGUAUAUGUAGGUAAUUUACCUUCUGAAUGUGAUCAAAGAGAAAUCGAAGAGGAAUUUGAAAAGUUUGGCAAGAUAAAACGAUGCGAUGUAAAGAGGGGGGCAAAUGGUUCUUCUUUUGCCUUCGUUGAAUUUGAAGAUCCUAGAGAUGCCAAAGAUGCAAUUAAAGAGAAAGACGGAUAUGAAUUUAAGGGUUCAAGGCUGAGAGUUGAAGUUCCUUUCUCAGAUAGAGGUUAUUCUCGCCGUCGUCCCACCCCCAGAAGAGGGCAUUAUACUGUAGAAGUAUUGGGAUUGCCUCCAUCUGGUAGUUGGCAAGAUUUGAAGGAUCAUAUGAGGGAUGCUGGCGAAUGUGGUCAUGCAGAUGUUUUUAGAGGCGGAGUUGGUGAAGUCUCAUUCUUUUCCAGACGUGACAUGGAUGCUGCUAUUGAAAUGUUUGAUGGAUCGACUUUCAGGUCACAUGAAGGAGAGAAAGCUAAAAUUACUGUCCGUGAAAAGCGUUCAAGGUAUCGAAAUUCCAGUAGAAGUGGUUCUAGACCACGGAGAAGGUAUCGCUCUAGGACUCGUUCUAGAUCGAGAAGUUACAGAUCAAGGACAAGAUCCUUCUCCAGAAGUAGAAGUCAUUCUAGAACUAGGAGUCGUUCUUAUUCUAGAAGAAGAUGA
This is a messenger RNA of Babesia microti strain RI, 684 nucleotides long. Its product is annotated as RNA recognition motif. (a.k.a. RRM RBD or RNP domain). The transcript is spliced from 3 exons. Gene Ontology annotation, cellular component: ribonucleoprotein complex; nucleus; cytoplasm. The record is from RefSeq and is a predicted model, not a curated record. Lineage: Eukaryota; Apicomplexa; Aconoidasida; Piroplasmida; Babesiidae. Bases 1 to 684 code for a protein of 227 amino acids. Gene Ontology annotation, molecular function: mRNA binding.